Molecule: messenger RNA, 1870 nt
Organism: Suillus subalutaceus
Lineage: Eukaryota; Fungi; Basidiomycota; Agaricomycetes; Boletales; Suillaceae
Exons: 5
Coding region: 211-1521 (436 amino acids)
Source: RefSeq, a predicted model, not a curated record
GUCUUCACCGCUAGGAGCAAACCAUUAGGCCUUUAGUCCACGAAGCCGUCAUUCCCUCGAUCGAACUCAUCAGACUAGCUAAGUCUAAGUGGAGGCUGUGCCUAUCUGUAUAUCUUCUUACUCCUUCUGGAGUAUGCUGCUAUCUGUUGUUUGUUUCGCACAUCAUUCCUUGGACCUCUCUCUAGCAUCAACAUCAAGCUUGUCGACAAGAUGUUUAUCAGAAACACACUCAAUACCAAUCUCACUUUUUGGCGCAAGAGUAGGGGCUCUGCUUCCAGAGUCAAGUCACCUGCGGAUACAAAGCCUGUGAUCGAGUCCAACUCGCCAACCUUUGACGAUGUAACAUCCCCUCCUUCAUCUUCUAAGGCUCGCAAAUUUCGCUUCUUCUCCACUCUUACGCGCUUCAAAAAGAUGUCUCUGGCUAGCGUCUUCAAGAAGGGCCCUUCGGUCCAAAUACAUCCCACAGUGUUACCUUGUACAACUUCUGCCGUUCCAGACCUAUCCAGACAUAUCCUGGCUGUCUCUGAGGAUGGCGUCUUACAGCCUGUGAUGCCCUCGCCAGCUGAACAUUGGGAUGGCGGUGCAGAAUUUGGGCUUAUAUCUUCCGCUAUGGACAGAUCUUCAAACCAGGAGGAUAUAAAACCCGAUCCUCCUGGUAGUCGCAUAGCAGAUCGCGUUACCAGUCUGCGAAUGAGAACUGCCGCAGUUUGGGCCAGCAUUCCAGCCACCGUGGAAGGAAUACCAGCUUCAUGCGCAUCUAGCGCAACAUCUACUCCAGUCAAAUCCAAGGCGAAUUCCUUAGAGCAUGAUGAGACUACAACCGUCGCGUCUGCAACGGUGGACAGCCCAUCGUUUUCGUCACCUGCUACUUCUGUCACGGCCGUGUCAGAUUGGGGUCCGCGAGACUCUUUGGCCAAUCUCAGCAUGAUAGGUCACAAACAGGAGCGGAUACGCGUAAUGCCAAAGGUCUUCCCUGCGUUGGAUGUUAUCUCCCUUUCCCAGCCGCCAGAGCUGGGUUUGGCACACACUAAACCUCCAUCUAAAUGUCAGAAGUCCAAUGGGGAUAAACUCAACUAUACCCCCGAUACUCCUACGUCUGGUUGGGAGUCAUCCCCUGAGAUGCCAAGUAGCUCAUCAGGACAGCGUGCCAGUUCCCGUGCAGCUAGGCACCUGGACUCACCUUCUCCGAGUCCUCGAACAGCUCGUACUGUACCGAGCAUUGCCGGCUACCCCAUCACUACCAAGCGAUCCUUUCACAGGUUACCGGUCGUGCAACUUUUCACGAAUUCAGAUGAAAACCUCGCAACGUCCAGCAUCCGAGGCUCUCUUACUACUCUGUUCCAGAGACCGCUGGCAAUGGAUAUGCCCCUUCACCCAUGGUCGUGCGCUAAGAUCGCGCGUGCUGAAACUAAGCGAGCGUCUCGUAAGGAACAGUUGAACAAGAGGGGCUUCUUUACUCGCAUGUCUCGCUUCUUAGAGGCUGGUCCUCAAGACAGUAUUCCUGUCUCUCUCAAGAGGUAGAAACACUUACUCUGGACUACAUAAGAUUUCCAUUCAUCACUGUUACCUGUGUUUUUCAUUCUCAUUGUCACCCCAUUGUAUCAUCUUUCAUCGAUGCGCUCCGGAGUAUAUCAUCGGCCUAGUUUAUGAUACAUCGCACACAUAUCCAUUUCCAUACCUCGCAUAGUACUCAUCGUCACGUUCUCUCGCUCUCGUUCUCGAGUCAUUCGCUUUUUCGUUGCUUAACUUUGGAACAAAUCAUCAAAUCUGACAAUAGGAAAUUAUAUGUCUACUUCUGGUUCUGGUAGUGUAUACAUGUACAUCACUCUGUCUGUGAUUGUCGACUCUAAAUAUUCAGUACUGCAGCUAA